Molecule: messenger RNA, 504 nt
Organism: Lolium rigidum
Lineage: Eukaryota; Viridiplantae; Streptophyta; Magnoliopsida; Poales; Poaceae
Exons: 3
Coding region: 127-504 (125 amino acids)
Source: RefSeq, a predicted model, not a curated record
CCCGCCGCUACUGACCCCCUCCAUGGCGAUGGAGGCGGGCGCCGCCGCAUCACUCCGCUCCCCCCUCAACUCCUCUUCUACCAAUGAAUAGCUCCACCGCCGCCGCCCCAUACCUCCGCUCCUCCCAUGAACUCGUCUUCUCCGGCCGCCUCCAUCCCGUCCGUUGAGCGGCUGGUGUCCGGCGAGAUCUGUGGCGAACCGCAUGAUCACGUCCAUGUCCGUGAGGAGGAGAAGGGCGGCAGUCCGGCUCGGAAGAAGGAGCAGGACGGCGGCCAGAAUAAGCAGAAGAAGAGCCAGAAGAAGCUGGACGACCAGAAGCUCAAGCAAGUGGUGAAGGAAAUACUCGUGAUGCCGUUGUUUAGGGAUGAUUCAUUUCUCUUCGGGUGGAGAGAAGUUGAGGCCUGGAAGAACCAUGGUGAUCUGCUGUCCUGCCGAGCAAGGAAGAAGGUCUUGUGUUGGGCGCAUGUGGACCUGGAGGUGCUUACCGGUACUUCUGUUGGGUAA